AUGCAGAGAGCCCAAUCUCUUCAAGGAGUCCCUGGUCCAAGCAUUAUGCACAUGAACCAUCAGAUGCCAUCCCCCGCCAAUUCGGUCGCCGACUUUGCGGAGCUUGCUGCCAUGCCGUCGCCUAGAUCCUGCACCGUGUCGCCACAGAAGUAUAGCUUACCAUCAACUCCUUCCGCCCAUGGGCGUGUGAACCGAUCUAUGUCCUCCUCUUCUGACGAGGACACCACUGAUACCCAGCCUGACACCGUUGAUGAGUUUGACCUUGAUGCUCGAGUCAAGGCCUCUUUGAAGGAGAGCACUGUCUCCGGUGAUGAGAUCGCUCAGUACAUCUCCGGUCCAGACCCCAAAGACAACAAAUGGGUCUGUCUUUUCACUGGGUGCCACUGUCGCUUUGGCCGAAAAGAAAAUAUCAAGUCUCAUGUUCAGACCCAUCUCAAUGAUCGCCAAUACGUCUGUGACCGAUGCGGAAAGGAUUUCGUUCGUGGACAUGAUCUCAAGCGCCACCUCAAGACCCAUUCAGGCAAGAAGCCCUUUGCUUGUGCUUGCGGUGCAAGCUUCGCUCGUCAAGAUGCUUUAACACGCCACCGUCAGCGCGAUAUGUGCAUUGGAGGUUUCACUGGGUUCGUCCCCAAGACUACCAAGCGCGGCCGUCCGCCCAAGAAGAACCGCCCCGAUAUCGAAAGUCGUCAAGAAAAAUCUAGUCGUACUCGCCAACGUGUUGCUGAGAAGUCCGUCUCUAUGUCGCCCGUCAAGAUCGAAGGCAGCUUCGAGGAGACCACCAUGUUCCGCUCGCCCAACUAUGCCCCGUCUUCCACUAUGUCAUCAUUCACGCCUCCCACAUCGCCUGGAGGUGGCUUUGACAAUAUUCCUUCUCCCACUCAAUCCGGCCUGUCGAUGAUCUCUCAAAAAUUCGAAGAUGACAUGCUCCCAUUGCCACUUUCGCCUCCUCAAUUGGCACACAACCGAUACGCCCGCGCUAUGGAACAAUUUGAGACCCAAGUGAGCAAUGAGUCUUCCCAAGAGUCACUUUAUAGUGACGCAGCGCUUUCGCCAUAUGAUAUGUCUUCUCCCCACACUGCGCCAACUCUUGCCGAGUCUACCGUCGGCUCUGAGAUUGAUGUCUUCAUGACCCAGGAAUCCACAGACCAGCUGAAGGAAGAGUUUGCCAACCUCACAGACGAAGCAUUCACCAACUUCCCUUCCAGCUAUACCUACAUGGACACAAGUGACUUCGGCUUUACCUCGUCUAUCUACCCGGAUGUCCCUGGAAAGUCCCUUGCUGCUCUCGGGCCGCUCGACAUGGAUCCUUACUCGGAUCAGAUCGACUCCCUUUCAAGUGAAUUCCUGGUUGAUCCAUAA
Messenger RNA from Penicillium chermesinum, 1359 nucleotides. RefSeq names its product putative C2H2 transcription factor (Swi5) (gene ace2). Gene Ontology annotation, biological process: regulation of transcription by RNA polymerase II. The transcript has a single exon. Lineage: Eukaryota; Fungi; Ascomycota; Eurotiomycetes; Eurotiales; Aspergillaceae. Gene Ontology annotation, molecular function: RNA polymerase II cis-regulatory region sequence-specific DNA binding; DNA-binding transcription factor activity, RNA polymerase II-specific. The coding region runs from base 1 to 1359 and encodes 452 amino acids. The record is from RefSeq and is a predicted model, not a curated record. Gene Ontology annotation, cellular component: nucleus.